This is a messenger RNA of Carassius gibelio (silver crucian carp), 6143 nucleotides long. RefSeq names its product collagen alpha-1(IX) chain-like. The record is from RefSeq and is a predicted model, not a curated record. The transcript is spliced from 38 exons. The coding region runs from base 2834 to 5674 and encodes 946 amino acids. Lineage: Eukaryota; Metazoa; Chordata; Actinopteri; Cypriniformes; Cyprinidae.
ACAUAAUCACUGCAUAAUGCAUACCUUUUACAUAUUAAUAUACAUAUUCAGUAUACAUUAAGCAGCAUGUCAGUGUUCUAUUUCAAUCGCUUCCUCAGCGCUUUCACUCUGACCACAUAUGCUCUCGGUCUCCACACGUAUAUUAGCAGCACUGCUUCUUCUAUGGCUUACUAUCAGCACACAAGAAGCCAGAGAAAGUCUGACAUUAUAAAUUUGCAGUGCUCACACAUAUUUCAAGUUUUUUUUGCCUGGUGUCUAAAAUCUUUAAUCAACAACCAGCUAUCCAGAUGUUCCAUGACAGCCUGAACAUGUGUUUUAUGAGGACAUGAUGCAUGCUUCAGCGUUUCUUUCCUUUAAGCUUUUUGCUUUUUCACAUGUUUCUCGCGUUCUUGUAUGCCUUUAUAACAGAUAAGGUGUGAAUGAAGGUGGUGUUGAAUUAUAUAUCCUGUAAGAUGAAAUGCAGAUUCUGUCUGGGCCCUGCGGCGAAAGCCUUAAUGCUCUCAUAAGGUAUAAAUUACAUCACAUUUGAUGUAACAGAAGUCAUUGUGGCUGACAUGCCUGCGAGCAAGUCACUUUCAUAGACCCGUUUUUAUGUCAUUAGUAUAUUUCCUUUCCCAGAAUCCUCCUCUGAUGAGGGCAAAGCUACAAGGAAAGACCUUAAUAGUGAGGGAGCUCAUGCAAGCCGACACAGAUCGACUUCACAGUCAUUUUACAGACGCUUUACAAUCUCCUUUUCUUUUGAGAGCAUUCCUAAAGUCUCUGCUGUGUCUUCCCUUUCAUCAAAAAGUUGUUUUCUUUAUAAUCCAAUAAGGAUACUAAAGCACAAACAAGUCUGAGUAAUCUAAUAUAAACAUACAAAUGCUGUAUUGGUUUUAUUAUGCAGAAUGUCCCAUCUGUUAGAUGUACUUCAACAUCCCUCACAAGACUGGCACUGCUGAUGCUUUUCUAAUCCCUUGCCUUUUUGAGUCCUAUUUUUUUUUUUUUUUUGCUGCUUUUAUUAUUUAAACACACAUAUUUUGGAUGUAAAUUGAGGUUUGUUAUGCAAUAUGUCCCAUUUGACAGAUUUAUCUCAACAUCCUUCAGCAUUAGUCAUCAGUGGCUCUGACCAGAAACCUGCGCCCACUGAAUUCUGCAGAAAACGCCACGGAAUUUCAACAGCAAGUUCUGCUUGUAUUCUUUAAUUAGGUAUUUAGGUUAAUUAAUGGUGGCGGCCAAGUUAAGUUUAUGUAUUAUACAUCAUAUUCUGCAAUUAGACUUGCAAUUGGAUUUAAAAAGUUGUAAUAAAAAGGAUUGAGAACCCAAAGACUUGGAUCUAAAUCCUAGAAUAUCAGGUCUUAGAAGGUUUGCAAAGAGGUGGAAAAAUUCCAGGAAAAAUGUUUCUUGAAGUUUAAGUAUACUUUCCACUCUUUUGCUUCCCUAGACUGUAAAAAUGGCUGUGAAAUUAACUUUAAAUGACUGCAAAAAUGCCUAUGUUAAAACUUGUUAAAUGGUUAUUGGUAAAUUCACCUACUAUAUUCAGUGAAAAACUGUAUUGAAUAUUACUUGUCAUUUUACGGUAGUAUAGUUUACAGUGAAUAAUAAUAGUAAAUGGACAUUCCCAGAAUUCCCUGCGUUACAUUUAUAAUUUUUGUUAUUUUUAUUUUUUUGUUAAAAUAACUAUGUUUCUUCUUAUUUUUUUUUUCUUAGCAGUUUUAUACAUUAGGGUUGCAUGUUACACCUAAUGUUGUUAAAUGGAUGUUUACACCUGCUUUUGGUGGUUAUCAGUUUAUUACAAAUGUACAAAACAGAUUUCAGUAGGUUGGUAUAUUAACAUUAUAUCAGUUAAUGAAAUUACGGUAUUUAACUAUAAAACCCGAGAAGUUGCUACCAUUUUUUUUACUGUAAAAUUCCGGCAACCACAGCUGCUGUAAAUUUUACCUAAGUUUUUUUUACAGUGUACCUAGUACCUAGGCAAAAAAAAUUUUCAUGAACAAACAAUGCUCAAAUUUACUUAAUUGAAUGUAAAAAUCUAAAUAUUUGCAGUUCUAUGUGCUUUUAGCUACAUUUAAGCUACUAUUUUUUUUUUUUUUUUUACUAUUUCUUUACUGUUACUUCUCUCUUUAUGUUAUUUUAUUUAUUUAUUUACAAUUUUACAAAUUCUAUCUUCAGAUUUCUCCCUAUAAUCAAAGAAAAAAUGGGACAAAAUGAAGGAACACUACAGUAGGAAUCACAGUGCCAUUUUACCUGAAGAAAACUUGGCUUUUGUAGCGUUGUUGAAGUGUGCUACCUUUCCAGAUUUUGCAGCGACUUUUCUACCUUCAUAUGCAACCUUUGUGCAAUUACCCCAGAUUUAUUCAUACAGUUGGAUGAAUGAUUCGUGAUUCGUGAAUAAUGGUUGUCAGGUUGGGAUGCUGAACGUAUAUUUUUAACCAGUGUUAGAUGCACACAAUCUAACUGUGUUUAUGACAGGCUCUCCCUGCAGUAGGGCUUCCCAUUAGCAGAACUGCUACCGCUCAACAUGUGUUAUUAGCUCCUGUGCAGAAAUAUAAAAAAGGUGCUUGUUAUGCCCGAGGCUCAAUAUCUCCUUUAAACAUCGGUCGUAAAAUAAGCCUUGGCACCACCCCUUGAAUCUAUCCCAGCCAAUCGGAUGCCAGGAACCAAGCCAGGUCACCCUUGCAAAAAAAAAACUUAAUGUGUCCCAAAGGUUUGCCAUCUCCUGCACAGGUCGUGUUCAGUCAGAGAGGCCCGUGGGCACCGCUGAAGACAGACUGGAGGGGGACGACACAUCUCUGGGCCAAAGGACAAAACCUCUACAUCCAUUCAGAUUCCCACAUCUCCGUUGAGGGACAGAAACAUGGCUCCUCACCUCAGCAUGAGCAGCAGGACUUGGUUCUGGCGACGGAUGUUGGCUGGAUGUUUAACACGCUUGAUUGUCUUCACGUUGCUCUGUGCACCAGCUUUCGCUCAGCUGGAUUUGAACAGAUUAGAUGGCGAGACAGUGUGCCCAACCAUGAAGAAUGGACAAGAUGACCUACCAGGGUUUGAUCUGAUCACACAGUUUCAGUUGGAUGUUAUUCCCAUGAGGGGCGUCAGAAAGGUAGAAGGAUCCACACCCCUCCAGGUGGCAUACAGACUCGACCGAGAGGCCAACUUCCAGAUCCCAACCAGGCUGAACUUUCCAAGAGGCUUCCCAGAUGAGUACUCCUUCAUGACCACCUUCCGCAUGAUCAAGAACACGGUCAACAAGGUGUGGAACAUCUGGCAGGUGGUGGAUGAAGACGGUUUGAAGCAGGCAGGUAUGCGUCUGAAUGGAGACCAGCAGGCCCUGGAGUUCUUCCUCACCACUAUGGAGGGAGAUGUGCAGACUGUCACCUUCCCAGGCCUUUCCGUCCUCUUCAACACUAAAUGGCACAAAGUGAUGGUUGGUGUGGAGAAAGAGCUGGUGACGCUGUACGUGGACUGUCACCCUGUGGACCAGAAACCCAUCAAGAGGAAGGGCUACGUCAAUACAGAAGGAGACACCCUGAUCGGAAGACUGGAUUCUGAUCCCAACACAUCUGUAGUGUUUGAGUUGCAGUGGAUGCUGAUUCAUUGUGACCCAAAGAGAGCUCAGAGAGAAAGCUGCAACGAACUUCCUCUGUCUGAGAUGUAUGCCAAUGCUGAGCCGGAUCCCAAGCCGAUCCCUGGCCCCCCCGGUCCUGAGGGUCCUGAGGGGCCUAGUGGACCCCAAGGGGAACCUGGCAGAGACGGGAGAGAUGGUCUUCCAGGUACCCCGGGCACUCCUGGAGCUCCGGGCAGUAAAGGAGAUCGAGGAGAGAUUGGACUGCCAGGACUGAGGGGACUGCAGGGGACUCCGGGACCAAUGGGUCCAAUGGGCCCCAUGGGACCACGAGGAGUGGUGGGAGAAAGAGGUCUCCCUGGUUUCCCUGGACCUGCUGGACCCCCUGGACCAGAGACUGUUGGGCCUCCGGGACCCCCAGGGAAGCCUGGUACUCCAGGAGACGAGGGAAACAUUGGACCAGAGGGUCCUCCUGGACCAAGAGGAGGAAUUGGGCUCCCAGGACCACCAGGCCCACCAGGACCUCCAGGACCAGCAGGACCACAAGGUGCUGGGAACCCUGAGGGAAGUGGGGAGACUUGCCAGACUACAUGUCCAGCUGGACCGCAGGGACUGCCUGGUCUGCCGGGGAUGAAGGGACAUCGAGGUCUUCCCGGUCUGGACGGUGUGCCAGGUACCCAAGGUGAAAAGGGUGAGCGAGGGGCUGCCGGAGAGCAAGGUCCUUCCGGACGUCCAGGAGAUGAUGGUCAGCGAGGGCCAAUCGGAUUCACUGGACCUCAUGGUGAUAAAGGAGAUCGGGGUCCUCCUGGAUUCAACGGGAUCCCAGGACCUACCGGACCACCAGGAUCACCAGGUGUUGAAGGCAUUAGAGGGCGACAGGGGCAUCCUGGGCCUAAAGGAGACGAUGGUGCGAUUGGUGCACCGGGAGAGAAAGGAGCUUCUGGAGCCAAGGGUGACACUGGUGAGCCUGGAAAGCAUGGAUCUGAUGGAGCACCAGGAACUCCAGGAGAGAAGGGAGAGCCAGGUCUAUCAGGAGCCAUUGGUGUCAGAGGAAUUGUGGGAAUUCCAGGUUUGCCAGGAAAACCGGGACUCGUGGGGCCGGCAGGCCAGAAGGGUGAAACUGGCAUUGUAGGACCAACUGGUCCUGUUGGGCUUCCUGGUAGAGAUGGAGCACUUGGACCACCAGGAGAAGAUGGAACUCCAGGAGCCAAAGGAGCCACUGGUGAACAAGGAAAACAGGGUCCGGCCGGACCGGUGGGCCCACAAGGUAUCCAGGGAGAUAAAGGUGACCAAGGGCUCAUGGGCCCUCGUGGAAUCAAGGGUCACACAGGUCAUAAGGGAGACCAGGGCCCGAUGGGUCUCGUUGGUCCUAAAGGAAGUGAGGGAGAUCCAGGUGUUGCAGGAGAACCAGGCGUGAAGGGUGAUCAGGGGCCUCCGGGAGUUCCUGGCAUCAAGGGCGAGCGUGGGGAGAAAGGUCAGAGAGGAGCUACAGGAGCUGAUGGUCGUCCAGGACAGCCAGGUCAUGAGGGUCUGACCGGACCACAGGGAGCCAGAGGUCUGGAAGGGGAACGAGGACUAUCAGGACCCCCUGGUCCCAGAGGUCUUCCUGCGCCUAAGAUUAGUGACCAGAAGAUCCGUGAGAUUUGCUCAGCUGUUGUUGAAGAACAUUUGGAUGCCUACAAGAAGGAAGUAGCAAAGAAGCCUCUUGCCAUUGGAGCCCCUGGAACUCCAGGACCCAUGGGACCACCGGGACCAGCGGGACCAGCAGGUCCCGCUGGAGAAGCCGGACCCAGAGGAAUCAUGGGCCCCAAGGGGCCUCAAGGAUACUACGGUCUUCCUGGAAAACCAGGAGCCAAAGGUGAUGCAGGACAAAAAGGUGAUAAGGGAGAUAACGGAAUAGGAAUUCCAGGAAUUCCCGGAGAACCCGGACCACAAGGACCAGCUGGCAAGCCAGGCAUCGGUAAGGACGGUCAGGACGGGGCCAGAGGAGACGCUGGUGUGCCAGGAACCCCAGGAACCCCUGGAGCCAGAGGAUCUCCGGGCACCCCUGGUCUUUGUGAUCCUUCAAACUGCUUUAGGCCUCAGCCUCUUUACCUGGUUGGCGGGAAGAAGUCCAUCAACAUCAAGGGUCCAUGAACACAAACCUAGAAACCUUCAUCACAGUCAUCAUCAGGUAGUCCAUCUCUGACAAACUUGAAGAGACUUCAGAUGGCGAGCGGAGGGUGAGAGAAACAAACGUGACAGGUGUAUAGAGACAUACGGAUGCAGCUCCUGAUGGUGGAUCCAGUUCACAUGCUUUAUUGUAAAGUAGAAGAAAAUGUGUUCUUUUAAAAGGUUUACAGUAAAUUGCAGAUAAAUAAAUGAAUUGGAAAUUGUCAUUUCAGCUCUUGGGUCACAAACUGGUUACACAAGCCACUACACAAACCACUACAUUGCAAUUAUGCAAGUGUUUUUUGUUUUUGUUUUGUUUUGUUUUAGUUUUUUUUUCAUAAAAUGUGAUUGUAAAGACCAAUUUUAGACAUGGUGCCAGAUGUUAAGCUACACUAACACAACGACAGUGUGAUCCAACAACAGCUUGAAAUAAAAGAUUUUCACCACCAUGCAA